AUGCAUCGAAUUGCAUUUUUGAAGCAUAAUUUCCAAAUCCCAACAGCUUCAGAAGUAUUUCUUUUCAUUCUGAGAAAGUUCGACAUAUGUGCUCUUUUGCAAACCAUACCUGAAGCAGAAGGAAUAAAGCCAGCAUCAUUGGUAAAAGUGACAGAUCCCGGUGUUCGAGCAUUUAUAGAAAAAUGCAUUGCAGAAGUCUCUGACCGGUUACCUGCCAAGGAACUUUUGGGAGAUCCCUUUCUCCAACCAGAUGAGGAAAAUGAGAGUACAGGUCGUUCUUUACAAGCCAAAAUUCAUCAUUCAGCUGGGAGUUCUAGUCAGGUAAAAGUUGGUGGAAAUGCCCAUUAUCCUCCGGCUGAGACAAGUAGGGACUUUACAGUGCAAGGUCACAGGAGGGACAAUUACACUAUUUUUCUUAAACUGCGAAUAGCAGAUUUCACAGGUCAUUUUCGCAAUAUUCACUUCCCAUUUGAUAUUGCAGCAGACACAGCAAAUUCUGUUGCUAGUGAAAUGGUUAAUGAGUUGAAUCUGACAGAUCAAGAUGUCUCAACAAUUGCUGCAAUGAUCGAGUCAGAAAUUCGGACUCAUAUUCCAGAUUGGGAACCUAGAGAAGUUUCUGGGGAUAGUCUUUCUGAAGAGGUUGCAAAUUUUGACAGAUGUUCCCUUAAAACCAAGGAUGACACUUCUCCUGUGACAAAUGAGCCAAUCCCGUCUUUUGGUGGCCUUCAAUUGGAGAGAUUGCCAUCAGGUCAUAAGUACUGGUCUGACUCGCCCAAGGCAGUGAGUAAAAACUCUCAAGGCAUGUCUGUUACAUUAAACCUGCCAUAUUUGGCUGUCAACCAUGAAGAAAGAUUGACUGAAAAUGAUGAAAGAACUCCUAAUAGCAAAAGAGAUGGUCACAGUCCAAAUGGUGAUGCAUCGCUUGAACAGCUGGAGGUUGAAAUUUUGUCUUGCAAAAAUGAGAAUGUUGAAGAAAAAGAAGAUGGUGGGAUCUCUGAUUUGCAAUCAGAAGAUGUCAAGAAAAUUGUUGAGGGACUCAAGCAUCUACUGCUAAAGCAGCAAAAGGAGGUAGACGAGUUAAAGAGGAAGCAUGAGUUAGCUGUAUCAGAGUUUCUGAAGGAACUCUCCAGAGAAAUUCGUCAAAAGGUUUUAGAUGAAUGUCAGCUGAAGAUUCCUGAAUAUAGGCUGGACUGUGAGACACUGUUACAUUGAACCAAUUUGCAAAUGCUAGCCCUGUUGUAUCAUUGGAAGUGUUUCCGUCGCACGUCUGGUACUUGGAAAUAAAUGGUAAUAUCAUACAUCUUAUAUAAACACUGAAGGUAUUUCAGGAAGCUCAAACAUUUUUACUCAUGACAAUUAAGUUUGGCAGUAUGAGUAGCAGUACCUGGUGCCUUGAGAACAGGUUCUACUAAAGAGGAAUAUAUGCUUGGAACGCCAAUUUAUAGCCUGGUUCGAACAUUGUUGAAAAAGAAACCCAGCUUGUCUUUGAGAGUUGACUUGUUGAAUGUCAAAAGAACCACACCUAAUUUUAUUUUCCACGAAUCUGCAGUGCUGCUGGGGGGUGAGAUUGCUCUGGACUUUUGUGUAGUAAGGUGAGUUAAGAAUUAUUGUACACUUGUACAUAUAGUUUAUACGCAAGUCUAGCCGUUUCAGAUUACUGUCAGUUGAAAUGCAAACGUGUUUCAAUUUUUGGGUGACUCGUUUGUGUUGUGAUAAGGAUGAAGAUUCACUGAAAGUUAAAUUGUUUUUGUUGCAUGCUUGCCGAAUGUCUGUUUGGCAGUUAUGUUGUUCAUAAUAAAAUGGAAUAAUUGGUUCAGAGUAA
This is a messenger RNA of Pistacia vera, 1822 nucleotides long. RefSeq names its product probable serine/threonine-protein kinase WNK2. Lineage: Eukaryota; Viridiplantae; Streptophyta; Magnoliopsida; Sapindales; Anacardiaceae. Bases 1 to 1212 code for a protein of 403 amino acids. Gene Ontology annotation, biological process: protein phosphorylation; intracellular signal transduction. Gene Ontology annotation, molecular function: ATP binding; protein serine/threonine kinase activity. Gene Ontology annotation, cellular component: cytoplasm. The transcript is spliced from 5 exons. The record is from RefSeq and is a predicted model, not a curated record.